Aspergillus clavatus NRRL 1 is the source of this 1653-nucleotide messenger RNA. RefSeq names its product putative NADPH oxidase (NoxA). Bases 1 to 1653 code for a protein of 550 amino acids. Gene Ontology annotation, molecular function: superoxide-generating NAD(P)H oxidase activity. NCBI's taxonomy places the organism in Eukaryota, Fungi, Ascomycota, Eurotiomycetes, Eurotiales, Aspergillaceae. The transcript is spliced from 4 exons. Gene Ontology annotation, biological process: defense response; superoxide anion generation. Gene Ontology annotation, cellular component: plasma membrane; NADPH oxidase complex. The record is from RefSeq and is a predicted model, not a curated record.
AUGAUGCGCUAUCCUCUGUCUUCGCAAUUUACAAGGUCUAAGAUUCUAUUCUAUCUUCUGUUUUGGGGUGUGCAUAUCGGUGUCUUUGCUGGAGGAUGGUACAUACAAGCAUCAAACCCUAAGCUGGACACCCUCAACGUGUUGAACUACUCAGUGUGGUUCUCCCGAGGGUCCGCCUUGGUCCUCACAUUCGAUGGCACUCUCAUAGUGCUGCCGAUGUGCCGGAACCUCAUCACUCUCAUCAGGCCCAAGAUUCGAUGGCUGCCUCUCGACGAGUCGAUAUGGUUCCAUCGCCAGGUGGCGUAUUCAAUGCUGCUCUUCACCAUCAUACACGUUUCUUCCCACUAUGUCAACUUCUACAAUAUCGAAAAGGACAAGCUCCGUCCCGUCACUGCGGUUCAGAUCCAUUUCACCGAAUCAGGCGGCAUCACCGGCCAUGUGAUGCUCCUUUGCAUGAUGCUCAUGUAUACCACUUCCCACCAUCGCAUUCGGCAGCAGUCCUUUGAGACUUUCUGGUACACGCAUCAUCUGUUUGUUCCGUUUCUGCUUGCUCUUUAUGGUCAUGCAACCGGUUGCUUCGUGCGAGAUUCAGCACGGCCCGUUUCGCCAUUCGCAGGGAAUUUAUUCUGGAAGCAUUGCAUCGGAUACCAAGGUUGGAGGUGGGAACUGGUGGGUGGUGGCCUGUAUCUCCUGGAAAGACUCUACCGCGAGAUCCGAUCAAGACGCUCCACCGUCAUCACCAAGGUGGUCCGUCAUCCACAUGAUGCAAUGGAAAUUCAGUUUCGUAAAGACAGUAUGAAGUACAAAGCCGGUCAAUGGCUCUUCAUCCAGGUCCCCGAAGUGUCCAACACCCAGUGGCACCCCUUCACCAUCACCUCCUGUCCCUUCGAUCAGUACAUCAGUAUCCACGUCCGCCAAGUGGGAGAUUUCACACGCGCUCUGGGUGACGCGCUGGGCUGCGGUCCUGCACAGGCUCGAGACCUGGAAGGACUAGACCCUCUCGGCAUGUACGAAGUGGCCCUCCAGAACGGGCAGAAAAUGCCCAAGCUCCGCAUCGACGGACCCUACGGCGCGCCCGCCGAAGACGUCUUCGAGAACGAAAUCGCCGUCCUCAUCGGCACAGGCAUCGGCGUCACCCCCUGGGCCUCCAUCCUCAAGAACAUCUGGCACCUCCGCUCCGCCCCAAACCCGCCCCGCCGCCUCCGCCGAGUCGAGUUCAUCUGGGUCUGCAAGGACACCUCCUCCUUCGAGUGGUUCCAAGCCCUCCUCUCCUCGCUGGAGUCGCAGUCCGCCUCCGCCGCCGCCAACCAGAAGAGCACCGAGUUCCUGCGCAUCCACACUUACCUGACGCAGCGCCUCGACCCGGACACCGCGGCCAACAUCUACCUCAAUUCCGUCGGCCAGGAGAUCGACCCGCUCACGGAACUGCGCAGUCGCACGAACUUCGGCCGCCCGGACUUCAGCCGUCUCUUCAAGGCCAUGCAUGACGGCCUGCAUGACCAGUCGUACAUGUCCGGCUUGUACGGCGCCAAGACCACCGAGAUCGGGGUGUACUUCUGCGGGCCCAACGCGGCGGCGCGCCAGAUCCGUGAAGCGGCCAAGGCGGCGUCGUCCAAGGAUAUCAGGUUCAAGUUCUGGAAGGAGCAUUUCUGA